GCGGGUGUGGAGAUGGCAAAAUGUAGUGAAAUCGCAGAAGUUGACCUGGAGGAUUAUGCUGAUGCAACGGACAAGAUCGUUUUAUUACAGGCAUGGGUGAGGGGUCAUGUUACAAGGAGGUGGCUACAGCAGGUUAGGCGAGAAUUUGAGGCUGUUGCCAUGGAAAUGGAGGAUGAUCCCCAGCUCGUAGUGGAAUGGCAUUCACAGAGAAUCUCCUUGCCAGGAGUGAAAAAGAAACGCUCACAUGUACGGCAUGUGGCCACAAAUCCACAGUACACUAAUCAAAAGAAGACUUUAAAGAUCAAUGAAAGUGCUGAUGAAUCAGAUGGUGUGUGUGAAAAAAUGAAUCUGAAAAUUGCAGAGAAAUCCCAACAUUGUGAGUUAAACCCCAGUAGAAUACCAAGCACAAAUGUUGAUAUUGGCAAUUCAUGUUCCUCUUGUGGUGUUAACAGAGUAACGCUUUCACAUCACAUUAACACUGUUGCUGGAUAUGAUACAUCUGAAGCUGGUACAUGUAACCCUACAUCUGUAUUGGCACGAGAUAGGUUAUCAGGGGAAACAACUGAGAGUAAAUCCACAUGUGAAACUUGGGUUGAACCUCCUGCACCUCUGCCAACAAAUGAGGCUGAAACUAAUGCUUCUGGAAGUCCAGAACUUAAAAACUCUGAUAAUGUCCGUGAUGAGACGGAGCUUUGCAAUACUCCAUAUCUUCCAGUUAUUAGCUCUACCAGUGGUUCAAGGGUCACAGAUCAUCCUGUGGCCAACAUUUCACAUGGAUGUGAUAUCAGUACAGAUGUUUCACACACAUUGGAUGGCUUCACCAGUACAUUAACAAACAUGACAACUGAUUCUUGUACAAAAGUCCCUCACGCCUCUGGCAGUUUAGAUAAUGGUGUCAGUGUUUCACGCAAAAGUGCUGAUGUCAGCAGAAAUGUUUCCCAUAUCACUGUUGCCAGACCCCAUCAAAUCCCACAGAUGUCAGGUGAUGUCAGUGCUAGUGUAUCAGACACUGCUGGUGGGGCCCAAACAGAUGUGUCCCAUUCACGACUUGAUGCCAGCGGUGUUUUGUUUGACAACAGCAUACAACACUGGGGAAACAGCACCUCCUUCUGGGAUGCUGAUAUAUCUCACACAGCUGACUCCCAGUCACAACCAAAAGCUAGCAUCAUAUCAGCUGAGGGAUUAAAUGCUGAAGAACUCCGAAAAAAACGUCAUCACAUUGCCAUGGAGUUACUGUGGGUCCAGCAAGCCAUACAGAGUCGCAAAAAUUACCUGCAGUUAAAGCAGCAAAUGAAGACAGCCAAAGGAUGAAUUAGUGGUUGUGAUUGGCAGGAUGAUAUCAGAAAAAUGCUGAUAUUCCACAUCACCAUCAUGAUUGAAUGCUGAUAUUCCACAUCACCAUCAUGAUUGAAUGCUGAUAUCCCACAUCACCAUCAUGAUUGAAUGCUGAUAUUCCACAUCACCAUCAUGAUUGAAUGCUGACAGACAUGCACAUGCAUGCAGUUAAUAACCACUGUAGUGUAAGGAAGUCAUUUCCUAAGUGUGCAGUAAAUUUUUGAGUGUGGCAUUAAAGAGCAGUCAUUGAAUAAGUAGAGAAGUCUGAAGUGCAUUGAUGGGGAAGGAAUAAACUGACAAACCGUAAACGACACUUGAAUUAUGUUCAGUGACUAUUUUGGGCUAUAUAUAACAAAAGGCAACUGUUUUACUCAUGGCCCAAUGCAACAAAGGGAAUUUUGAAGAAAUUUGAAAUUUCAUGAAACUAUUAUUUUUGGAUUAUGUAAUAGAUAAGAUGUCAACAUAAAUAUUGCACUAUUCAAACAUCCAAAUCUGCAAAGUGUAUGUUGUACUACAUACUUCAUUUGCAAGAAAAUCCAUGCAUACCAGUUUUGGAUAAAUAUUGCCCAGAUUUUGAUUCUCAAACCAGAAGUGGGUUGAUGGAUAAGUUGAAGAUUUGACAUAUUGAAAUAUGCCCUUACCCAACUGCAAUGUCAUCGUACAAUCAGUUAAAAAGACAUUUUACGUAAGUAAAAUUUUCGCAGACAAAUUCAUUCAGCACUAGUGAUGUCAUCCACACAAACCAGUGGGCAUAGCGCUUAUAAUGUAUAACUGUAAAAUAACUUUAACAUGAAUGUUACAAUAUGGGUGAAUUUCAAAAUGUAAAGUAUAGCAGGGGUUUAUAUAGGGUAGUGGAAAGACAGGUGUGUAACAGUAGAGAAUAGAAGAACAUGUGAAUACAAUGUGAGAGUAAAUUCGAGUGGUGAAUGCCGUUCGUUUCAAAGAAUGGUAUGCAGUCUGUGUUAUAUUUUUGAUAAAUGUUUUAAGCUUUAUUCAGUACAAUAGCUUGGUUACAGCUUGAGAAAACAUGACAGAGCCCAGAGGAAACUCGUCGCUCUUCAGGUACAUGGACCUAAUCCACCUCCUGGUGUAAUUUAGCUGCUAAACCAGCAUGAGAGGUGGGUUAAACUACAUGUGUCAUAAAGGUCAGGAAGUACAAUACAGUGUUCUGGUACACAAUCGUUCUGGUCCAGUCACGAACAACCUGGUAAUGAUCAUUUACAAUCAGGACCAAAUGGUCAUAUGUAUGGUUGUGUUUCUGUCUGAUCAAAAUCUUGCCUCUGUAUAGUGCAGCUUUGCUCGAUGGAGGAGUCUUUACCUGUCUGUAUGGCUGCAAAGUGGCA
This is a messenger RNA of Liolophura sinensis, 2678 nucleotides long. Its product is annotated as IQ domain-containing protein C-like. The transcript is spliced from 4 exons. The record is from RefSeq and is a predicted model, not a curated record. NCBI's taxonomy places the organism in Eukaryota, Metazoa, Mollusca, Polyplacophora, Chitonida, Chitonidae. Gene Ontology annotation, molecular function: protein binding. The coding region runs from base 13 to 1311 and encodes 432 amino acids.